AUGGCGUCAAAUGUGUGCUUGAUGUUAUGUUUCUUUGUGAUCCUUAGUAGUUCUGAACGUCCCAGCCCUUGGAACAAGACUGCCUUUAAAGAUAACGCUAUUUACUUCAUCUCACAAUCUGCAUCAAAACCUGAAAUUCAAGCAUUUUCCGUUCGAAAGGUGACCCAUGAACUUAAGGGUGCAAAACUAUCUCAAACCAUCCUCUUGACAUGUAAACUUUUCCAACGUGCCUCACUGGCUAUGAUACUAAUUGCCCUCUCUAGGGAUAUAGAACUUAACCCCGGCUUCAAAUUUUUAAAUGACAUGAAAAAUAGGGGCCUAAAGAUUGCUCACUUAAAUGUUCGCAGCUUACGAAACAAGAUCGACCAAAUCCGCCUUGAAGUGUUAAGCGUGAACUCAUUGGAUGUUCUUACCUUAUCAGAAACCUGGCUAAACUCAACAAUCUUAAACUCUGAGAUACAUCUACCCGGAUUUUCGUGCGCAAGACGCGAUAGACAUGGUCUUAAGUCUGGCGGCGGAACUAUUAUCUACCUGAGGGAUGACCUGCAAUUUCGUGUUCGGGGCGAUCUUAAUACUGCAGAUAAUGAAUGCACAUGGGUCGAAAUCAUUUGUAAGAAUUGCAAGCCUCUCCUGAUAUGCUGCAUUUAUAGACCUCCAGAUCAAGACUGUGCACCAUUCAUCUCGGAACUUGAUGAUAACCCUUGGCUUAUUACCCCUGUGCUACGAGAGAGAAAUAAAAGACUUAGUGUUCUUUUUUAA
Molecule: messenger RNA, 759 nt
Organism: Paramuricea clavata
Lineage: Eukaryota; Metazoa; Cnidaria; Anthozoa; Malacalcyonacea; Plexauridae
Source: the annotation of a GenBank genome assembly